Molecule: messenger RNA, 1893 nt
Organism: Symbiodinium sp. CCMP2456
Lineage: Eukaryota; Dinophyceae; Suessiales; Symbiodiniaceae
Source: the annotation of a GenBank genome assembly
AUGCCGCUCCUGGAGCUUCGGGUGCAGAAAGCUCCGCCUCUCGUCGAGGUCUACAAGAUUUUGGAGCACGGUCGUCACUACUACAGAUCGCUGACAUUCACCUCGGACACUGGAUGGUCCUUCCAUGUGCCGGGGUCAGGGCAACUGUUGCUUCAGAAUGGUCAUGGCGAUGGACCCAGACAAAGCCAGUACCAGAUCUUUUUGCUGGCCUUUGCCAUCGGUGCACUGGUGGAGGCCCCGCCGAGCGACUGUGCCGAGCCAGACGUCGACUCUGUGUCAGAGGAGAUAGAAGAUUCUCGUGUGAUCCUGCUCCAGCAGAACCUGCAAUUGACGCGGCGGCCGCAGCAUCCGCGAAAUGCGUCGUCGGAUCGCAGGCCCAAUCUGCUGCUGAUCCUUCUGGACCAGUGGCGUGCCGACUGGGCAGGGUUCGAUGAUGCGUUAGUUUCGAUGCCUACGGUGAAGUCUCUGGCUUCGGUGGGCACUCGCUUCACGCGGGCAUACACGACCUCACCUUUGUGUGUUCCCGCUCGGAGCUCCCUCACCGCAGUCAGGGAAUACAAGGACAUGUGGGUGCAGAAGAACCAGGACAUCUAUGCCUCGCCGCAGAUGUCUCCUACCUUUAUGUCUAGACUGCGGGACGCGGGCUACACGACCAUCUUUGCUGGCAAGGACCAUCUGUCCGGGGACAGUGGCAACUUGAUCAAUGCUACGGAGAUGGAGGUCUUGGGUGUGGACCUCUUCGCGCGAUCAUCUGACAAGUAUGGAAUCUGCAAGAAUGCCUCCAAAGGUGGAGUCAUGGAUCACUUCGGCCUUCACCUGAAAGAGAAUGCUCUCUUCCAUGCCUACUGCGACGCCGUGGGGACCAUGGGUAAGGGUGGCUGCUGCAACUCGACCCCAGUGUGCGAGACCAUCUUCUUCGACGAGUGUGGCUUCAGGUGCAAGCCGGAAGGCUGCAUAGAGCCGGAUGUGGGCGUUGAUCAUUGGAGCCGUUUACAGGCGGAGGUGCUUUUGCAACGGCACUGGAAGCGACAUGGAGACAAGCCGUGGUUCCUGCAGCUGGGGUUUCCCAGUCCUCACCCGCCAUUUGCGACCAGCCUCCACGACGAGGUGGGGCCGCUGCCAGAUGCUGUAGACGCACAGUUCGAUUACAUCUGGGCGCAGAGCACAGAAGGACGGAUGAUACAGUUCCCAAACCCUUACCGAAGCUCGGUGGACGUUCGCCAGAGCCGGGAGAGCUACGCGAGACUCCUGGGGAUGCUUGACCGAGAGAUCCACCAGCUGCUGCACUUUUUGGAGAAACAUCACGCCCGAGAGAAUACAGUGAUCGCCGUGACCAGCGACCACGGCGAACACCUUGGAGACCACGGUGAGUGGGCCAAGUCCAGUCCCUGGGAGCCCUCUGUGAAGAUCCCUUUGAUCCUGGCCGGGCCUUCUAUCCGGAAAGAUGCCAUCGAGGAGACCCCUGUUUCCCUGAUCGAUGUGCCACGUACGCUGCUGGAUAUUGCCGGCGCAACGCCAGCACAGGCCAUGGGCGGCUACUCCCUGCUCCCGGCCCUGCGUGGAUCCGGGCCGGUCGAGCGACCUGCGGUGCUGAGCGGCCUGUACAUGCCGACAUGGGAGGAUUCCGGCUGGCGUAAUCUCGCUGAGUACUUUGAAUCUGUCGCGGCGCUGUUCAACGGUGGGCAGUUUCUUAAGCUGGUUUGCUGUCCUCGCGGCUGCUCCAAACAGGGCACGCUGCUACCUUUCUCCAGCUUGCCCCAACUGGCGCUGAUGAACGUCACUAGCGGUGCCGGCUCGACCAAGUUUGAACACGACGUUCUGAACAAGCCUUCUGGGAAUGGCGUGGCCGAAGCCAAGUACUUGGCCGAGUAUUUGAGCUCGGGCUCGAAUUGA